Molecule: messenger RNA, 681 nt
Organism: Nicrophorus vespilloides
Lineage: Eukaryota; Metazoa; Arthropoda; Insecta; Coleoptera; Silphidae
Product: nicotinamide riboside kinase 1
Exons: 1
Coding region: 119-664 (181 amino acids)
Cellular component (GO): cytoplasm
Source: RefSeq, a predicted model, not a curated record
UCGUUUUCUCUCUGCAAUUCAUCCAGCAUGCGCACCCGUUUGUGUAUAUUGACUAACGAAUGUUUCGUAACACGUGUUCUUGGUUCGUGAUCGAUCGUGUCUGAAGUGGAAACAGAAGAUGCCAGCAAAGAAACUGCUGGUCGUCGGGAUAAGCGGGGUGACGUGCGGUGGGAAGAGCACCCUCGCCAGGAACCUGCAGGAGAAAUACCCGGAUGCCACAGUCAUCUCGCAGGACGACUACUUCUUGGACGUGAUGGAUCCGAGGCACACGUGGAUAGAGGAACUCGAUCACAUCAACUUCGACAUCCUCUCCAGUCUGGACAUGGAGAGAAUGCUGAGUGAUGCGAAGGAGCUGAUGGAACUGACAACAGGUAUUUUGAUCAUCGAAGGCUUCAGCAUAUUCAACUGCAGACACAUCGAGGAGCUCUGCAAUUUGAAGUACUUUUUCAAGUUGAAGAAGGAGGUGUGUCGUGAGAGGAGGAGCCGAAGGGAGUACGACCCGCCCGACUGCCCGGGCUACUUCGACAGGUGCGUCUGGCCGGAACACAUCGAGCAGCUGAAGGAGGUGGAGCGAACGGUCGAGGGCGUGACCUACUUCGAGAACGUCGAAAGCGAUCACGCCUUGGAGGCGGUGCUUAAAGACGUGCGGAGAGAAUCCGAAUAAAUACUCAUAAAAAUUCA